CUUCCCGUCGGGGAGAGAGUGUAAUAUGGCGAAGACCUACGAUUACCUGUUCAAGCUGCUGCUGAUCGGGGACUCGGGGGUGGGGAAGACCUGUGUCCUGUUCCGCUUCUCCGAGGACGCCUUCAACUCCACUUUCAUCUCCACCAUAGGAAUUGACUUUAAAAUUAGGACCAUAGAGCUUGAUGGCAAGAGAAUUAAACUACAGAUAUGGGACACAGCUGGUCAGGAACGGUUUCGGACGAUCACAACCGCCUACUACAGGGGCGCAAUGGGCAUCAUGCUGGUUUACGACAUCACCAACGAGAAGUCCUUUGACAACAUCCGGAACUGGAUUCGAAACAUUGAGGAGCAUGCGUCUGCAGACGUCGAAAAGAUGAUACUUGGGAACAAGUGCGACGUGAAUGACAAGAGACAAGUUUCCAAGGAACGGGGAGAAAAGCUGGCCCUGGACUAUGGAAUCAAGUUCAUGGAGACCAGCGCGAAGGCCAACAUCAACGUGGAGAACGCCUUUUUCACUCUCGCCAGAGACAUCAAAGCAAAAAUGGAUAAAAAAUUGGAAGGCAACAGCCCCCAGGGGAGCAACCAGGGAGUCAAAAUCACACCGGACCAGCAGAAGAGGAGCAGCUUUUUCCGAUGUGUUCUUCUGUGAGGAAUGCCGCCUUACUCUGAGCCUCGCUCAGCUGAGCUGACUGUGCCUGUCCUGAGUGAGCCCCUCACUCAGCCGGGGCCCUCCCACCACCACCAAACCCCCGCCGUGCCGCGGCCACCAGGCCCACGGUCACCGGGCCCACGGCCACCAGAACACAAUCGAGAAAUUGUUUAUUUUAGUAACUGAUCUUUGUCAACUCUGGAGAUGGAGCGAGUUAAGAAUCUGCUAUUUCUCCUGCGAUGUCCACUGAAUGGGUCCACGCAUCGUGUAACUAGAGAGAGAGAUGGAGUUGAGGCGUGGCCACCAGUAGCAGCCAGCGUGGCAGGCCUCUGCCUCUGAGCCUCGACACAGCUAGAGCCCCAGCAGGAAGCCCGUCCAUGUCCUCCGCGGCAGAAGUGAGGCCCCCAAAAGCCAACGACAGCUCCAAGAGCGCCAGGCUCUGCACCCUGAGCGAGGCGACUCACAUCAGGCCCGGGAAGCAUCUGCCCAACACGUCUGACGCCCACUUUCACCUCUUCUCUCAGUUUUUGGACAAGUGACAGAAACUGUUAUACAUCCCACUGUCCCCCUCUACCCCCAUCUCAUUUUAACUGUCAAACCAAAGGGAAGCACAAAUUAAGGAAAUCCUGAGGAAAGAAGCAUGGAGUGGCCUUUCCUGUUUACAGCCAGGUUUGGUCCCAUGGUCCAGCUGGGCCUUGGGCACAGCCAGCAGGUCUCUCUGAGGUCCCCACCUGAGCACUGAAGGGUCACCAUGUAUGCCACAGGUGACCCCCAAAAUGCAAAAUCACACAUGGCCCAGCCCUGAGUGGGGCACUCACUUCAUCCUCCACCAUCUCCAAAUCGGACAUUCUUUUUAGAGAUUUUUAUUUUUCCAGAUCCAUAGUGUAAGGAGAUGAUUCCGUCUUUUGACUUCCAGUAGCAGACCUAGGUGAUAGGGCACAAACAUACAUACACGUACACACACACACACACACACACCCCGCCUGGAUGUGGCCGAGAACCCAGCUGGCGUCCCGGGGCCUGACUGCAGAGCAGUCUGGAUGGGUUUUUGAUUGCCGUCGUCCAGUUCUGUUUUGACCACUCUGCUUUCCCGUAGAGACUGCAGUCAGAAUCAGGUAACCAGGUCAGAGGGAUGUCACCAAGGAGCCUUUCUUCCUUUUUCUUUUUUUUUUUUUUUUCCUGCCCCCCCCCCCACGAGCUGCUGUCAAUCCAAGCCAUUGGCAUUGUAGUUUGUUUUUUUUUUUCUUUUUUUGAAUUAAAACCAACAUACCAGCAAUA
Sus scrofa (pig) is the source of this 1927-nucleotide messenger RNA. RefSeq names its product RAB8A, member RAS oncogene family (gene RAB8A). The record is from RefSeq and is marked validated. NCBI's taxonomy places the organism in Eukaryota, Metazoa, Chordata, Mammalia, Artiodactyla, Suidae. Gene Ontology annotation, molecular function: GTPase activity; GTP binding.